Molecule: messenger RNA, 2901 nt
Organism: Euleptes europaea (tarantolino)
Lineage: Eukaryota; Metazoa; Chordata; Lepidosauria; Squamata; Sphaerodactylidae
Gene: CHRD
Product: chordin
Exons: 23
Coding region: 1-2859 (952 amino acids)
Biological process (GO): multicellular organism development
Molecular function (GO): protein binding
Source: RefSeq, a predicted model, not a curated record
AUGCAGCUCCUCGGCGCGGCUCUGCUGCUCGCCCUGGCCGGGGCCGCCGCCCCCCCUCGCCCCCCCAAGCCCCUCUUGCCCAUCCAGCCCGAGUCGGAGCCCCUUCCCUCCAAGGGGGUGGCAGGUUGCUCAUUCGGGGGCAGAUUCUAUGCCCUGGAGGAUACUUGGCAUCCGGACCUGGGCGAGCCCUUUGGCGUCAUGCAUUGCGUGGUGUGCUACUGUGAACCGCAGAGGAAUCGCCGUGGGAAGCCGACGGGGAAAGUCAGCUGCAAGAACAUUAAGCAUGAGUGCCCCACCCCUCCGUGUGUGGAUACUAUCCUGCUGCCGGGACACUGUUGCAAAACUUGUCCAAAGGCUGAUCGCGGCGUCCCCGAAAAGAGACCCGCCGAGCCGCUUUUGGACAACUUCGAGUAUUUCCAGGAUAAAGAAGACGAUUUGCACAGGAACUACAACGACCGGGCUUAUCUCAGCUCUGAAGACUUGGCGCGGGAUGACAGCCGCACAGAUUUUGUGGCGCUGCUGACCAGCGGCUCGGAGCCGUGGGUGCCCGCGAGCAGCGCGGUGGCGAAAGCCCGAUUCUCUCUCGUCCGCUCUUCCCUGCUCUUCUCCAUCAACUACGAGAGGCUGGGUCAGCCGAGCCGAGUCCGUUUCACAGAGCCCGAAGGGACCGUCCUCUUCGAACACCCCGUGCAGAAGGGCGCCUCUCCCCAUGACGGCAUGAUCUGUGGCGUCUGGCGGAACCUGCAGAAGUCCUCCAUCCGGCUGCUGAAGGUGGAUCAGCUGCGCAUAUCCCUGGUCACCAAGUCCCACCCCGCAGGCGAGAUCCGAGGCAAAAUCAUGAAACACCGGGCACUCUUUGCAGAAACCUUCAGUGCUAUCCUGACUUCUGUGGACGCCACCCACCUCGGCAUGGGGGGCAUCGCUAUGCUGACCCUGAGCGACAUGGAGAACAACCUGCAUUUUGUCCUAUUGACCAAGGGUUUGCUGGAGUCAGCAGACAAGAAAUCCCCUGGGAUCCCCCUGAGGGUGCAGAUCCUGCACCAGGAAAGAGUCCUAAGGGAGGUCUCAGCCAACGUCUCCUUGCAGAACCCCGACUUUGCCGAGGUGCUGACGGGCCUGUCGAGUGAAGAGAUGCUGUGGCUGGCGCAGGGGCAGCUGAAGAUCGCCGUGGAGGUAGAGGGCCGAUUCCGGCGCCAGAUCGCCGGUCGCGUCACUGCCAGGACCAGCUGUGACACCAUCCAGAGUGUGCUGUGUGGAAGAGAUGCCCUGAUGCCCACCCACACAGGGGCCGUGGGUUCUGCCAAACUCACAUUGCACUCAAACGGGACUUUGGAGUACGAGGUCCAGGUGGCAGGCACUGGAAGCGAGGUGAUCGGCAUCACAUUGGAGACCAAACCACGGAGGAGGAACAAGCGCAACGUCUUGUAUGACAUAACGCACAGCUACAGAGAUGGGACGGCCAGCGGGGCCUGGGAACAAGUGAACGGGCGCGAGGUUCACAUGCUGCUGCAGAAUGAGCUCUUCCUCAACGUGGCGACCAAGGAUUUCGAAGAGGGGGAGCUGCGAGGUCAGGUCAACUCCCUGCUGUACAGCGGACUCCCGGCACGACACCGAGAGCUCCCCAUCCCCCUCGCGGGCCACUUUGUGUCCCCUCCGGUGCGCACGGGAUCUGCUGGCCACGCCUGGGUGUCCUUGGAUGAUCACUGCCACCUGCACUAUGAAAUCGUGGUCGCCGGCCUCGGCAGGGCCGAUGACGGAACCGUCAGUGCCCACCUGCACGGCUUUGCCGAGCUGGGUGAGCUCCAAGACAGCAGCAGCCGGGAACACAAGCGACUGCUUAGGGGCUUCUAUGGCACAGAGGCCCAAGGGGUGGUGAAAGACCUGGAUCCGGAGCUGCUUCGUCACCUGGCCCAGGGGACAGCGUUCCUGCAAGUCAGCACCAAAGCGAAUCCUCGAGGGGAAAUCCGGGGGAAGGUACACAUUCCAAACCACUGUGAGGCGGGGGGCAUCCGAUUGGCCCCUGAAGACCCAGAGGACCCACGGCCAGGCGAUCCCGUCCCCAAGAACCCCGAAGAGCUGAAGAAAGACCCCAACUCCUGCUUCUUUGAAGGACAGCAUCGAGCUCACGGCUCCCGCUGGACCCCAGACUAUGACAAGAGAUGCUCUGUCUGUAGCUGCCAGAAGCGCACCGUCAUCUGUGACCCGGUCCUGUGCCAGCCCCUCAACUGUUCCCAGCCGGUGCACCUGGAGGACCAGUGCUGCCCUGUGUGUGAAGAGAAGAAGGAAAUCCUAGAAGGGCAGAGAGCUGAGAAGGCCCGGGACAGCAGUGAAGGUUGUUACUUUGACGGUGACAAGACGUGGAGAGGCGCCGGCACCCACUGGCACCCCGUCGUCCCCCCUUUCGGCCUCAUCAAAUGCGCCAUUUGCACGUGCAAGGGAGCCACUGGAGAAGUGCACUGUGAGAAGGUGCAGUGCCCGCGCCUGACCUGCAGCAACCCCAUCCGUGCCAACCCAUCCGACUGCUGCAAGCAAUGCCCAGCCUCUGAGCAGAGUCCCGUCGCGCUGUCGGACAUGAUGCAGGCUGACGGGCCCAGGGCUUGCCGGUUUGGGCGCCAGUGGUACAUGCACAACGAGAGCUGGCAUCCCGCCGUGCCCCCCUUCGGGGAAAUGAAAUGCAUCACCUGCUGGUGUGUGUCUGGGGAAACGCACUGCCAGCGUCAGGAAUGCUCCCCUGCCUCUUGCUCCAGAGAAGGGAGGACAGAGGACGCCUGCUGCUCCAAGUGCCAAGUGCCAGAAGACCUUCCCAAAGAAGCGCCAGAGACGCUCCAAGAAGAGGCCAAGAAUUCCUGGCGACGCUAGCUGGCCGGCUGGAGCCAGGAGGCCGGCGUGGCGCACCCGAGG